AUGACUGUCGAGGAGAUCGUCGAGACCAUCAAGUGGUUGCGCACGGACAUGAACUACAUGUACGGUGACCUCGACAUCAAGGCGAGGAAGGUCAACCGCAACAUGCCCUUCCAGUCCCCCUUCAUCAAGCCAGUCAUCGCGUCUGUCUGCUUCGGCCAGAGCAAGGCAAACCGCAACGCCACUCGUACCAUGAUCUCCCACCGCGAGAUUUCUGUGACUAUGUUUGCCCUUGUCGGAGCUGCGAUUGAGAAUGUUUUGAAGUCGUGGGGGAACGGUAUCCCUAGUCCAGGCACGUUCACCGAGGAAGCCGGCCGCAAGAGCUAUCUUCGCCACCGCUCGUCCUUCAACAUGCUGCAGGCUAGUGCCCCGAGGUUCACGCGCAAGCUGCAGUAUACGCUGCUUGUGACUAUCCUCCGCGACGCGGGCAAGAGCCACCUACUUGAUGGGUAUCUCACGCCCAGCCCAGGCCACCUGCAGGGUGUAGACUUCGAAGCCUUGGAGGCUUCUGUUGGGAGCGAGGAGGAGGACUUCGCGUAG
Molecule: messenger RNA, 537 nt
Organism: Schizophyllum commune H4-8
Lineage: Eukaryota; Fungi; Basidiomycota; Agaricomycetes; Agaricales; Schizophyllaceae
Exons: 5
Coding region: 1-537 (178 amino acids)
Source: RefSeq, a predicted model, not a curated record